AUGAAACAAAAAUCUAAUCAUAGAGUACGAGGUUGGCAUAACGACCCAACUUUUUCUAAAAUUCCUACAAAAAUAAGUAACUUUAAUGUCUUACCAUCUCCACUCUUGGUUCUUCUUGAUAGCCAGAGUAAAAAAUCCUUCAAGGACGAGAAGGCCAAUCGGAGCACUCAGCGACCAAUAGAUUGGAUUCUUUUUAUAUUGUGUCACUUGCCAAAUCGCUAUGGCCCCAUGGGCAGCAAAAAUAACUCUCGUAAUCACCGCUUUUAUUGUAGCAAUCAACUUCACCAUUGUUGA
Clunio marinus is the source of this 294-nucleotide messenger RNA. The record is from the annotation of a GenBank genome assembly. Lineage: Eukaryota; Metazoa; Arthropoda; Insecta; Diptera; Chironomidae.